Messenger RNA from Salvelinus sp. IW2-2015, 548 nucleotides. RefSeq names its product CDK5 regulatory subunit associated protein 1-like 1 (gene cdkal1). Gene Ontology annotation, biological process: tRNA methylthiolation. Gene Ontology annotation, molecular function: 4 iron, 4 sulfur cluster binding; tRNA (N(6)-L-threonylcarbamoyladenosine(37)-C(2))-methylthiotransferase activity. Lineage: Eukaryota; Metazoa; Chordata; Actinopteri; Salmoniformes; Salmonidae. Gene Ontology annotation, cellular component: endoplasmic reticulum. The record is from RefSeq and is a predicted model, not a curated record.
GGACAUGUAUUUCCAUUGUUAGAGCGGUUAAUCGAUUCUCUUGUCAAUAUAAUAGACAGUCUUUGUGUCAGUGCUGAUCAUAACAACAACCUUCCAGCUAGCAGCUUUGAGUUUGUCUUCCAUUUGAGAGUCAACAUUUAUUAGCGCCGUGUUAUUAACGACUGACGUAAUAACCGGACAUAACACAGAUCGUCAUUAUGCCUUCUGCUUGUGACUCCCUGAUCGAUGACAUUGAGGACAUGGUGUCAGCUGACGACCCGACUCCACAGGAGAGGCAGUAUGCCAGGAAGAGCAUCAUCCCCAGAGCCAGGAAGAGRAACACCCAGCAGACUACAGAGGUGCUGCAAGCCGACAGCGUAAUCCCUGGCAUGCAGAAGAUAUGGAUGAGGACAUGGGGCUGCUCUCACAACAACUCAGACGGGGAAUACAUGGCUGGACAGCUGGCAGCGAGUGGAUACAGGAUGACAGGUAGGAACCAGUGGGCUGUUCAAAUAGUUGGCCUCAAACAACAAAGUAUAAUAUGGUCAGUGUGAUGGGUGCGUUGGUUA